This is a messenger RNA of Aspergillus nidulans FGSC A4, 1680 nucleotides long. Its product is annotated as Zn(II)2Cys6 transcription factor. Gene Ontology annotation, biological process: regulation of transcription by RNA polymerase II; DNA-templated transcription; regulation of DNA-templated transcription. Gene Ontology annotation, cellular component: nucleus. Gene Ontology annotation, molecular function: DNA-binding transcription factor activity, RNA polymerase II-specific; DNA binding; zinc ion binding. The transcript has a single exon. NCBI's taxonomy places the organism in Eukaryota, Fungi, Ascomycota, Eurotiomycetes, Eurotiales, Aspergillaceae. Bases 1 to 1680 code for a protein of 559 amino acids. The record is from RefSeq and is a predicted model, not a curated record.
AUGACCUCAGUCCCGCUUAAACGCAAGCGCGCCCGCGUUGCCUGCGAGCCCUGCCGUAGUCGGAAGAGGAAAUGCGAUGGCGCCGCCCCCUGCGAGACAUGCAGGGACUGGGGCUACGACUGCUACUACGCAGCCGGCCGGAGCUCUAAGCACAAUGCCGGGGCGUCUCCUAGCGAGCCGCCGCCUGGCGGCUCUGGGCUCGGCGGAGACAGCCAUCGUCUGGCCGUUGAUCCGCAGCGGGUGGCGCGCGGUCUCACGGCCAACUCGAGCGCCGUCUUCGUGCGCAAGAUGGGCCUCAAGGUCGAUCCCGCCAAUGCGCCGCGCGUGAAUCUUUUCGCCUGGAAUGUCGGUGCGCGCCGCCUGUCGUCUGGGCUGGUGCCUGCUCCUGCUGGGCUGCCCCUUGUCGACCUUGUCCCGCUGGGCAGCAUGAGACAGUUGGCUGAGAUUUACUUUUCCAAGGUCGACCCGUGCUAUGGGUUUAUUGACCGGCAGGUGUUCUUACAGCGUCUCGAUGCACGGUGGUCGUCUAGUGGUAGUGGCCGAAGUGGUAUCUACGAUAGUGUCCUUGCAGGCGUGGCGGCGCUGGGGCUGUUGUUCUCUGAACGGUCCGCCAGUGCGACAGAGCUACAGCUAAUCGAGAAUGCAAAGUCUAUCCUGGAAAGCUACGAUGGAUAUGCACCGCCCUCUCUUGAUCUGAUCACUGGCUGGGUACUGCAUGUUGUCUAUAUGCGGAUGACUGCAGCGCCGUACUCAACAUGGCUCGCUAGUUCGACGAUAAUGCAUCUCAUCGAGGCCGCAGGUCUCCAGCAUGAGAAUCCCAGCACUGCCUAUGAUCCAGACAUCCGCCGGCGCUUGGUGGGUGUUGCCCUGCACCAGAACAUGUGGCCUUCCUACGACAUUGGGCUGUCCAGAGUGCAGGUCAAGGCCGACUUGAUGCAGUUCACAGACGUCCGAUCCAAGCCAGGAGACUACACGGCCGAACUCCUUGGCCUGCUGCCUAUAUCAGCCCGCCUUGAUCCGGAGGAAACCGAUGCGGACGGAGACAGCGACGUCCACCUACACCAGUCCCUCCUCGAGACCCUCGACCGGACCCACACACAGCCGCCCUCUAUCCUCGCCCAGACGAACCUGGUCCUCUGUAUCUUGCGGCGCCUCAACCUCCUCAACAUCAGUACAUCUCCUGCCCUGCCGGACCGCAUCCUCUCCCUCUUCCAACGAGCGCUCCAGUCGGCACGCAGCAUGCUCACAGCCUGCUGUCCGUGGCAGCACAUCGCCAACGUCCCCUUCCACAUCAUCACCAUCCUUCUGGAAAUGGAUACCCGCUCAUCACUCGAACUCCUUCCCGAGGCCGUACAGACUGUGAAAAUGGUCGCUUCGAUAUACAACACACCCACCAUGCGUGAGGCCUAUACGACGGCGAGGUUCCUGGUCUUCGUCUAUCAGCAGCGGCGGUCCCGCGAUGUCCGGCUACUGACCAGCGUGCUUGAUGCGAAUGGGCAGCCCGGGACCGAGCUCGAACCUGGCAGGGCAGCGAGCGAUGGGAUGCAGCCCGCUCUGCCGCGGCCGAGUCCAAAUCUGGGUGAAAUGCCGCUGCUGGAAGGGUUGGUUGCCGAUAUGUCAGAACUGCAAGAGCUGGACUUUGACCAGUUCUUGAGCCUCGAUACGCUUCGGUCAGCGUAG